AUGCACAGUCCAACAGUAUUCAUACCAUACUCUGUUAUGAUUCUUCCAUUUCUCCUACUGCUCCUAUUUCUCGCUGUGAACACUUUUGCCGAUAAGCAAUCUGAUUUAUGCAUUCAAGCAUAUCCCAAUUUGCAAAUUACGUGUGCUAUUGCGUACGAGCAACGUAUUCUGCCCAACGAGCACCAAUGUAGUGAUCUGUGCUUGGAAAUGUCGGCCCAAACAUGUCAGUAUAACAGAAUAAGAAGGGAAUGCAAGUUGUAUAAUAUUGUGGUUGCGUUGCAAAGAAAGCAUUCACGACAAAAAGAACAUCACAUUACAAGUAUGGAGAUUGGGAUCAUGAGGAAAAGCAAUAAUUUAGCGAUGAAAUCAUGCGUACCAUCCAUAUCACCAGCUAUUGGCUUUCUCUUACUCUUAAAUGAUGGCUGCAGAUUGGAGCAGUCGGGUCACUCAAGUGGAAAUGUUACUUCCAAGCCAGCUCACAGCAAUGUCCCUAUGAUGAGUGAUCAUAGAAAGCCCCUGAUACCAGGUGAUAAAUUAGUAGUUCAACAGAUUAAAACAAACGUUACAAUCGAUACACGCAAGUUAGACGCGUCAACACCUUCGUAUUCCUCCACCAAUCUAUCCGAUUGCACAUCCGGUUUUUCGGCUUAUAUUGAAGUGAUCGAUGGUAUCGAAGUGGUAGCUGAAAGUUUGACAACAUUGCAAACACGUACACCUGAACUGAGCGGUGGAAAUCUUUUACCGAUCGAGUGUCACAGUGCUCAAUACGAUCGGGUCAAUAAACGAUGCAUUUUAUUCAAUGCAUCGGUUACUCCAACUGGAAAUGCUAAGUUCAUUCCGAACAAAAAUAUGAUCUAUUUCGAGAAGAUCUGUAUAUCCGAUAUGGUUGGUAGGAAGUGUGAUGUAAUUUUACGUCGCGUACCUCAGCACGUACUUGUUGGACACGCAACCGUUGUGAUCGACGCUCCAUCGCAUAAUUACUGUAUCGAAACAUGUUUACGAUCAUUGGAAAUGUUCGGUUUUACAUGUCGUUCAGCAGUACAUUUCCAUGAAUAUCCGAAAUCGAAUUGCAUUCUUAACGAACAUUCCGCGAGAACACGUCCUCAGUAUUUCAUCAGUGAGAGAGAGCAGAAGAUGGAUUAUAUUGAACUGAGUGAAUGCUUCAUCCAUGGUGCGAUACAUUCAAUCCAUAAAGAUAAUUAA
Molecule: messenger RNA, 1203 nt
Organism: Acanthocheilonema viteae
Lineage: Eukaryota; Metazoa; Nematoda; Chromadorea; Rhabditida; Onchocercidae
Source: the annotation of a GenBank genome assembly